AACUUCUACAGUAUUGUUGCUGAUAUAAUCCAUAAUUGAAAUGAACAACACUGUGCGCGAUCAUCUUUCCAAAGCAUUGGAUGCUCUUGAACCAGAUCAAUUUGAAGUCUUUAAAUGGAGGCUAAAAUGUAUUAACCACGAUGGAACGGAAAACAUUCCUGUUAGUUCAUUGCAGGAAGCUACGCGACUAGAAGUUGUAGAUCUCCUGAUUCAGUAUUAUGAAGAAGAUGCUGUUAAUGUGUGCAUCAGAGUCCUUCAACAAAGUAAUAUAAAUAAUGUUGCUAGAAAUCUUAAAGAAGCUCUACAAGUUGCAGAUGUUGAUGCUCACCAACUUAUAUCAGAUUACAGAAACUACAUUAAAAAAAGAUUUGAAAAAAUGAAAGAUCCCAAUGCUGUUCCUGGUGAAUAUGUGCUCCUGAAUCAGAGAUACUCAAAGCUAAUCAUCCUAGAUGAUCACCGCUCUAAAGAGGAGAGAGAACAUGAAAUUCGGGCAAUAGGAAGGAAACAUGUUGAAAUCAUUAGUAAGAGAGCGAAGUCAUCAACCAGCCUUGAAAAAUUAUUUAAUCCUGAUAAAAAUGGAUUCAUUCCACACGUUGUUGUGUUGCAAGGAGCUGCAGGAAUUGGAAAAACUAUGAUGGCCAAAAAAAUCAUGCUUGAUUGGGCUUCUCAAAAACUUUACCAGGACAAAUUUCAUUAUGUUUUCUAUAUUAGCUGUAGAGAGAUGAAUCUCCUUGCAGAGACAGAGGAGAGUAGCAUUGAAGAUAUAAUUUCUAAACAAUGGCCCAAGUGUCAUGCAGUGAAAAAUAUACUACAGAAUGAAAAGGAGAUUCUAUUCAUUAUUGAUGGGUUUGAUGAAUUAAAGUAUUCUUUUGAUCUGUCUGAAAACUACUUUUGUACUAAAACCCGGAAGAAGGAGCCAGUGAGAAUUAUUUUGAGUAGUUUAUUUCAAAAAAAGCUUCUUCCUGAAUCUUAUCUUAUAAUCACAACAAGACCAACUGCUUUGGAGAAACUCGAUCAAUGUUUAGGGGACUCACGUUAUUUUGAGAUAUUGGGUUUUUCCACACAGGAGAGAAAAGAAUUUUUCUACAAAUUUUUUGAAAACAAAGCAGCAGCAAUUGAAGCUUUUAGCUUUGUUAAACAAAAUAGUAUACUUUUCACCAUGUGUGUCAUUCCCCUUGUGAGCUGGAUCAUUUGCACUGUGAUGAAACAAGAAAUGGAGAGAGGCAAGGAUCUUCUGAAGACACCGUGCACCCUUACUGAAAUCUAUAUGCUGUAUUUCUCCAGUUUGUUAAAGUUUCACCACAAAGAAUCCAAACAGGCUGUCCAAUCAUAUGUGAAAGGCUUAUGCUCCUUGGCUGCACAAGGAGUCUGGAAUCAAGAAACAUUGUUUUUGGAAGAAAAAUUGAAGACACACAGUUUGGAUCAGGGAGACCCCCUUCCCCUCUUUCUGAAUCAAAGCAUCUUCAAAAGUGGCAUUGGUCGUAGUCAAACCUACAGCUUCAUUCAUUUAAGUUUUCAGGAGUUUUUUGCUGCUUUGUUUUAUCUCCUAGAAGAAGGAGAGGAGCAGCAUUCUCCAAAUCAGGAUAAAAGUUUGCAGACACUGUUAGAAAGACAUAAAUCUUUUAGGCCUAAUUUUGCAAUAGGAUUUCACUUCCUCUUUGGUUUUUUAAAUGAAGAAAAAAGAAUGACAGUGUUAAAACAAGAAUUUGGAUGGAAAAUUUCUCCUAAGAAUAAAGAAUUCUUAUUAGACUAUGUGAAAAAUGAUUUUAAAAAAAGUAGACAUAAUUUCCAAUUGCAAAAAGAAAUGUUUAGUUAUUUAUAUGAGAUACAAGAUGACAAUUUUGUAAAAGAUGCAGUACAUGAAAUCACUGAAAUAGAUUAUGAGUGCAACUCAGAUAUGGAUUUGAUGAUCCUAGCCUAUUGUGUACAACACUGUCACAAUUUGACCUAUCUCAAUGUUGAAGUCCCUGAAUUGCUGUAUAUUACAGAGACCGAAUUUUUUCUAGAAAAUAAGGAAUGGAGUUUGGAUGAAAAAUAUGUGGAAGACUUCUUUAAAGCACUGAAAAAGCUGACAGAAUUAAGAGUCCUGAGUUUGGUAGGAUGGUCCUUCACAGAGUCCUGCAGCAGGGAUCUUGCUGAAGUCUUCAAGAACAACCAGAGACUGAAAAUAUUAGCGUUGUCCCUUGAUGACACAGAUGACACAACAGCAGAAUUGCUGUGCAAGGGGCUCCAAGAUGAAGAGUGUAAAAUAGAAACACUAGUGUUUAGAGGAGAAAACAUGACGGAAUUCUGCAGCAGGAAGAUUGCAGAGGUAUUCAGUAAAAACAAGAGUUUGAGAGAGUUAAAUUUCCACCUCUUCUAUCCAGAUGACAAAGUAGUGAAAAUAUUGUGUAAGGGGCUCCAAGAUAAAGAUUGUAAAGUAGAAAAACUAGGGCUUGCUGGAGAUUUUCUGACCAAAUUAAACAGCACCCAUCUUGCAGAAGUACUAAGGAAAAAUAUAAGAUUGAGAGAGAUAGAGUUUUCUCUCAGAGAAAUAGAUGACGAAGGAGCAGAACUGAUGUAUGAUUUGCUCAAACAUUCAAAAUAUGGACUUGAGACACUACAGCUUGUUGGACAGUUCCUCAGUGAAUCUGGCAGCAGGGAUCCUGCAGAGGUACUGAAGAAAAGUGAGGAAUUGAAAGAGUUAGUGUUACCCCUGAAGAAAACAUUUGACAAAGUAAUAGAGUUGCUGCCUGAAUUGCUCAAAUAUCCAGAAUGUAUAAUAGAUGCACUAUGGUAUCUUGAAAAUUUUUUGGCAAAAUCCAACUACAGACUCAUUGAGGAGAUACUCAGAAAGAACCAGAAAUUGGAAGAGUUUUUCAAGAAUGACUCAGAUGACCCAGAUCACCCAGAUGACUCAGAUGACUCAGAUCACCCAGAUCACCCAGAUCACAAAACACUGAAAUUUAUUUUUGAUGAGUUCAGAGAUCUAGCAGAUAAAAUGCAGAUGACACAACUUGCUGGACAGUUCCUGAUUGAAUACGGCAGCACGCAUCUUACACAUAUUUUCAGGAAAGACCAGAGAUUGAGAGAGUUAGAUUCGUUUCUGAACAACGUAGUUGUCAAAACAAUAGAACUGCUCCUUCUGGGAUUCAAAGAACCUGAAUGUACAAAAAAGGGACUAGGGCUUCUCAGACAGUUCCUGAAUGAUUCCUACCACAAGGUAUUUGCAAUACUUGAAAAAAAUCAGGGAUUGAGAGAUUUAGAGUCAUUUGUGAAGAAUAUAUUUGCCCAACCAAUAGCACCGCUGCUUGAGGAGUUAAAAAAUCCAGAAUGUAUACAAGCUACAUUACAGUAUAUUGGACACUUGCUAAAUGAAGCAUGCAGCUUUUUACUUGCAUAUUUCAGCAAAAACCAGGAAAUGAGGGAAAUCGAGUCAUUCCUGAGGAACACAAAUGACCAAACAACGGAACUGCUCUGUGAGGGACUCAAAGAAAGUAAUAUAGAGACACUAUAG
Molecule: messenger RNA, 3496 nt
Organism: Protobothrops mucrosquamatus (brown spotted pit viper)
Lineage: Eukaryota; Metazoa; Chordata; Lepidosauria; Squamata; Viperidae
Product: NACHT, LRR and PYD domains-containing protein 3
Exons: 13
Coding region: 41-3496 (1151 amino acids)
Cellular component (GO): cytoplasm
Source: RefSeq, a predicted model, not a curated record